Synchiropus splendidus (mandarinfish) is the source of this 1850-nucleotide messenger RNA. It is a transcript of the gene zglp1, whose product is annotated as zinc finger GATA like protein 1. Gene Ontology annotation, molecular function: sequence-specific DNA binding; zinc ion binding. Gene Ontology annotation, biological process: oocyte development; regulation of transcription by RNA polymerase II; spermatogenesis. Bases 160 to 1533 code for a protein of 457 amino acids. The record is from RefSeq and is a predicted model, not a curated record. NCBI's taxonomy places the organism in Eukaryota, Metazoa, Chordata, Actinopteri, Syngnathiformes, Callionymidae. Gene Ontology annotation, cellular component: nucleus. The transcript is spliced from 5 exons.
UUCAAGAACAGUAUACGGCGCGAAACUGGUCGCUACCAAAUUAGCCAACCACAAACACCUGUGAGGCUCGUACGGGCCCAAAAUACGUCAGAACCACAAGUAACCGAAUACGUGUUCAGAUCGGAGUGCUGUGUACGCCCGGUUUUCUCCCUGAGAAACAUGGAACAAGACCCCUCCAAGUCUUCGCUCUUCUACCUUUUCCAGGAGGUUUCCAACUUGCAGCUUCCGGGCCAUGACAACUUUCUCGACUCAAACUUUCACUCCACGUGGCUCAACAAAUCCACCACAGGCAGCUUAACUGUCCCAAAGAUGGAGGUUGAUAUUCGCGAGGGCUGCUGUCAACAGUGCCCUGAAUGUGUGAUGCCUUGCCAAGAAGCCGUCGAGAUCGGCUCGGAGGAUUCGUAUUUGGGUGAGCAGGGUUCUGAAUGCAGUAGCCCCUGGAAAGUUCUGAGUCUCAUCAACCUGCAGUGUGAGAGGCUCAUGCAUGAUAGAGAUGGAGGAGAGAUGUGCGGCAGGAAAUUUGCCAAGUCAGCAGUGAAGCCCAGACGGAAGACGGAUCAGACUGUGGAAUCAACAUUUGAACCUCAUCACCUGUCUAGUCGUACUCAGAAUGGAGGCAUUCAGCUCCUCACAGCAGCGCAGCCAGAACAAGUGACGUCUUCCGAUGUAGCCAAUAAGUGUGAGAUGGUUUGUACUGUCACUGAAAGCAUCCCUGACACCACCCGUAUCACCUUGCCUUCAAUGAAGAAAGCAGCCGACAUGCCAGACUCUGCACAAACUCAGGACCACAACAGCAACCAUGUUUACGUGACUGAGCGCCUUCUUGAGUUCAGUCUGCCGCCAAACGCAUCAUCCUCAUCAUCAAACCACACUUCAGAGCUCUUAGUGGUGACACACAGUCACAAACUCUCCCCUGAGCCAAAAUGUUCUCCGCUUCCAAUGGAGGAGUCCCAGUGGAGACCCCAGGAAGAAACCUUCACCCCUGGAUUUACUAAAGAAGAGAACCAUCUGCCUCCAUCUUCCAGCAACGGUUCUCCCAAGUCAUCGCGAAGAUCCAAAACUCAAAGAAAACAGUCCAACCCCACUCGCAGUGUGAGUCUCCAGGAUGCGAAUGUCCAGGGAGUGGCGUUCACGAUGGACGCCCAUUUGGAUGAAAGCAAGGAACACUGUCGUCUCCUCAUCACUUCAAAAUACAGUGAGAAGCUCCUGAGGCGUGCUCGCAGGACACGGAGAAGGACUCGGACAGCCAUAACUCUGAAAACAAGCAGCUCAGACGAAGGAAGUGACAUGACAAACGCCACCAGAGGUGGUAAAGUGUGUGCGUCAUGCUGCACCAAAAAGACUCCAAUGUGGAGAGAUGCCGACGAUGGGACUCCUCUCUGCAACGCCUGUGGGAUAAGGUACAAGAAGUACAGAGUGCGCUGUGGGAACUGCUGGCACAUUCCUCGGAAAGAGAACAACUCUAAUUCAUGCUGCCUGAAGUGUGGAACUUCUGUGAGGUCUAUGGGAGGAAGCAAACGUAGCGAACAUUAGGUUCCUCGCGCAGACUCACCUGUCCACGUCUUGUUCUUGCUGUUCUUGCACUUCUUGCAUUUAAUUUUAUUUCUAAAUUAUUUAAAUGACAUUCCAACAUGAACGAUACCUGAUUUCUGUAGCCGGGUGGCUUUGAUAACUAAAGCCACACUGAAGGAAGUUCCUGCUGAACUUUCGAGCUGAUUCAUCAGACAAUAAUAUGUGGUACUGUGUUUUCUCUGUUUCUGUCUGGUUUAAGUGGCAGCUGCUGUCAUGUUGUAUUUGACAAUGAUUGUUUAAAGAUGUUUCAUGUUCAUUUUUGGUGGUUCGAUUGUUUU